CUCAUUUCCCGAAAUGAUUUUGCCAAGUACCAUAAGUACCAUGGAAGGAUCGCCCCGUCUGAAGCUUGUUGAGAAUGCAUGGAAGAGAAUGCCCUGAAGGGCAUUUGGGCUCGAGAUUGCACGCGAGCCAUUUGAAGGUGAGAUGCUUAGACUGGAAGCGCAGCUGGGGGAAGUGCCUCUCAGGACACCUGACUGGCACAGCGCGCUGAACAAGCUCUUCGGGCUCCAAGCUUCAGCGCCGCACCCGCCCGAAGGUUUGGAGCUGGACGAUGUGGCCGGCUACAACAAUGCCAUGCAUGCCUGCAAGCAGGCGGGUUUGUGGCAGCGCUGCCUCCAGCUGCUCGGCAACAUGGAGAGCAAGGAGCUCCAGGCCGACGCGCAGACUGUCGCUACUGCCAUGAGUGCCUGCGAAAGGGGUGGCCAUUGGCAGCAGGCCGUGUCCCUGCUUGCGGCCGCGCGGGAGAGGAGGCUGCCGGAAAGCGCAGCUGCGAGCAACACGGUGGUGAAUGUGUGCGCCAACAACCACCAAUGGCAGCAAGCCCUGGAAGUGCUCUCAGACAUGGGCCUGCAGCGUUUGCGGAGCGCUAUGACCACGCGCAACAGCCUCCUGGGCGCCUGCGGCCGUGGUAGCACAUGGAGCGCUGCGCUGGCGAUCCUCGUUUGUCAAGAGGUAGAUGCGUUCGGCUAUAAUGCGGUGCUCACUGCCUGUGUCAAAUCCAGACAGUGGCAGCAGGGUAUCCAGGUCUUUGAGGCGAUGGACGUUCCACACGAUGGCAUCUCCUAUGAGCUGGGCGUCAGUGCCUGUAGCAAAGGGGUGCAAUGGUACCAAUGUCUACAGUUGAUCUCCACCAUGAAGGAUAUUCGGCUGCAGCCCAGCGCCAUGACAUGCAGCGUGGCCUUAAGCAUGUGCCAAAAGUUUUCAAGGUGGCAGGAGGCCUUGGAUCUUCUUGAGGGAGACAACGUCAUCUUGAAUUGCAAGGCGCUCAGCGCCUUGUCCCGCGGGCUGCAGUGGCAGCAGGCUGUGGCACUCUUCUCGUCCAUGCGAGAGCGCCAGGCGGCUGACCAGCUCACGUACACCACUCUCAUGGGUGCCUUCCACAAGAGCAGCAGCUGGCGGCAGGCGCUGGCACUUCUGCAGGAUUUAGAUGCGGCGCGCCUGGAGGUGGACGAACCUCUUCUGCACGCAGCAAUGUGUGCGUGUGAGGAUGCGGGCCAAUGGCAGAAGGCCGGUACUUUUUGCAAGGGCGCACUGGCCGCCUCCGCGACCGCGCGGCGCAUCCAGGUGUUGGCCAACAAGGGCCAGUGGCACGAGGCUUUGGCGCUCCUGGCGUCUGCGCCGAGUCCCCGCAGCGCCUUGGCGGUGCUUGCGGCGCUCAGACAGGCCGGCGCCUGGCAGGCAGCCAUGGCCCUUGUGACGGCCACCGCCUGGGGCACGCAGCUGACCCGGGCGGCCACCGCCGCCAUGCGAACUACAGCAGAGGCUUCCGAGUGGGCCCUAACGUUGCGCGUGUUUGCAGAGCUGGAGCAUCCAGAUGUGGUGGCUUUCAACACCAUCCUGGGCGUGUGCCGGACGCAGAAGCUGUGGGAGGAAGCGCUGCUGCUGCUGCAGGAGUUUGCCGGCCAAAAGCUCCAGGCGGACCGCAUCUCCCUGUUGGCAGCCGUGGGCGCUGCCGGCGGCGCUGGCCGGUGGCCUGUGGCGAUUUUGCUAGCGGAGCGAUCCGGAGAAGGCCAGGUGCGGAACGCUGCAAUGGGCGCUUGCUCCAGGUGCAGCGAGUGGCAACAAGCACUGUGUAUCUUCAAAGACAUGCAGCAGGCCUCCCAGGCUGACUUGAUCAGCUACAACACCCUGAUCAGUGCGUGCGGCCGAGUAAAUUGGCCCCUAGCCCUCUGGACCUUUGCAGAGCUGCAAAGUCAGCAGUUGCAGCCUGACCUAUUCAGCUACGGGGCGGUGCUCAGCGUGUGCACUGGCGCAGAGGCACUAGAUCUCUUGUCCCAGCUCGCAGAGAGGCGCCGGCCCAACCUCAUCAUAGCCACCGCCGCUGUCAGCGCCUGCGCCCGCAGCGGCAUGUGGCAAGACGGCCUGCAGAUCCUGCGGCAAACGCAGGAUGGCACUCUUCGCCCCAGUGGUGUGACCUUCAACACGGCCAUGGAAGCUGCGCCGUGGCCUGUGGCUUUGCUGCUGCUGCAGGAACAUCCAGCCCCGGACAGAAGCUGGGCACCCUCCCUGAAGGUCGAUGAUGUCACCUGGAACAGCCUCAUAAACCUCUUGUCACAGAGUCAGCAGUGGCAAAGGUCUUUGUCGCUGCUCGACACCAUCAAGGACCGCCUGCGCAACUCCGUGGCCCAGCAGUCGGCGUAUGACACAGCGGGCCUGGCCCACCUCCAAGCCGUGGACUCCAUUGGCAAAAUGUAA
Messenger RNA from Effrenium voratum, 2413 nucleotides. The record is from the annotation of a GenBank genome assembly. Lineage: Eukaryota; Dinophyceae; Suessiales; Symbiodiniaceae.